Cyanistes caeruleus (blue tit) is the source of this 1411-nucleotide messenger RNA. The record is from RefSeq and is a predicted model, not a curated record. Lineage: Eukaryota; Metazoa; Chordata; Aves; Passeriformes; Paridae.
GGGCAGUGUGGGGACUGGUGGGAGGCUUGGGGAUGCAAUAGUCAGAGCACCGGAGGCAUUCUGGGGCUGCGGUGGAGGCCGUGGAGGGGCCUUUGGGGGUAAAAUAGGGAAGGUGUCAGAGCCAGCCUGGGGAUGCAGUGGUGGCCAUAGGGGUGCAGUGGGGAGGGCAUCGGGCUCCGUUUGGGGAUGCAGUGGGCCAUGGAUGGCUGGUGCAGAAGGAUUGGGGGUGCGAUGGGUAUGGUGCUGAGUCCCAUUUGGAGGAUGCAGGGGGAGGAGAGUGGAGGGGUGCAGUGCCUGCUGGCUGCAGAAACUGGAGCCUCCCCACCCCAGCACUGCCCAGCACCCAGGAGGCUGCUGCCCUGCUCCCCCCAGGUCUGACCUGCGCCAGAUGUUGGCCACCAAGAGUGUGGAGAACAUCCAGUUCCUGCCCUUCCUCACCACUGAUGCCAACCAAGUGCUUGUGCCAUGUCCCUGCAGCAACCUGAGCUGGUUGGGCUAUGGGUGCCUGAAGGGGGACGGGACAGUGAUCACCGUCAACGCCAUCGGGGCAGUUCUGCAGACCCUCUACAUCCUGGUGUAUCUCUACUACAGCCCUGCCAAGCGCCCUGUGGUGCUGCAGGUCCUGCUGCUCCUGGCUUUGGUAGUCACUGGCUAUGGCUACUUCACCAUCCUGGUUGACACAGGGACACGCCUGACACACCUGGGGCUCUUCUGCAGCAUCUUCACCAUCACCAUGUACCUCUCACCGCUGGCUGACCUGGCCAAGGUUGUCCGGAGCAAGUCGACGCGGUGCCUGUCCUUUCCCCUGACCGUCACCACCCUUGUGGCCUCCAGCAGCUGGACACUCUAUGGCCUGCAGCUCCAUGAUCCCUACAUCACAGUGGGUUGGGGUGGUGGAACACCAAGGGGUGUCAUCCCAUCCCACUCUAUCCCAUCUCAUCAUGUCCCAUCCCCAUCCCACCCUGGCCUGCUUCAUCCACAUUCCACCCUUCUCCAUCCCAUUCUGUUGUGUCCCCGUCCUGCCCCAUUUCACCCCAUCCCAUUCCUAUCUUACCCCACCCCAUCUCAUCCUAUUCCAUCCCCAUCGCAUUCCACUCCAUCCUAUCCAAUUCCACCCCAUUCCCCUCUCAUGGCUCAGCUGAACACUUGGCUUAGGGCCGGCCCUGUUCAGCACCGCAUGUGUCACCCAGCCAAGGGUGACAAGGCUCAGCAUGAUGACUAUUGAUUUUAAUUAAUUAGCUGGGAUGGGGCCAAUAAACCUCCCCCAGCACCACAGGGGGAGGGGUACAUCCACCCUCCCCCCAUGUCCUCCUGCAGGUCCCCAAUGUGCCAGGGAUCAUCACCAGCCUCGUGCGGUUCUGGCUCUUCCAGCGGUACAGGCCAGAGCAGGACAAGCCCUACAGCCCCCUGC